AAUACUUCCUGUUCAGGGCUUUUGCCUUCAACAAAAAUGGUGCUUACGGUACAGGUUCCCUGACACUUUGGAGUCCGGUUGCAGUUUUUUUUUUUUUUUUUUUUUUUUUUUCCUUAAGAUACGUGUUUGCAGACGGGGAGAUGGAGGCUAGAGACAAGCAAGUGCUUCGCUCCCUUCGCCUCGAGCUGGGUGCAGAGGUACUGGUGGAGGGACUGGUCCUCCAGUAUCUUUACCAGGAAGGGGUCUUGACGGAAAGCCAUGUUCAAGAAAUUAAAGCUCAAGCCACAGGCCUCCGGAAAACAAUGCUGCUGCUGGAUAUCCUACCUACCAGGGGUCCUAAAGCAUUCAAUGCCUUCCUAGAUUCCCUGCAGGAAUUCCCCUGGGUAAGGGAGAAACUGGAGAAGGCCAGAGAAGAAGCCAUGGUUGAGCUGCCUGCAGAUGACCGGAUGGCUGGAAUCCCCCCGCACAUCCUCCACAGUUCCCCUUCUGACCAGCAGAUCAACCAGCUGGCCCAGAGGCUGGGCCCCGAGUGGGAGCCCGUGGUGCUGUCCCUGGGGCUGUCCCAGACCGACAUCUACCGCUGUAAGGCCAACCAUCCCCACAAUGUUCAGUCCCAGAUGGUGGAGGCCUUGGUUCGCUGGAGGCAGCGCUUCGGGAAGCAGGCCACCUUCCAGAGCCUGCACAGGGGUCUCCAGGCCGUGGACGUGGACCCCUCGGUGCUCCAGCACAUGUUGGAAUGAUGGCGCCCCAUCAGCACCUGGGGAGUCCAUCCCCUAGUCUCGUGUGCCGAAUCCUGAGUCUCACCCAGGGCAGGUAGAUUUGGGGGGACUGGUUUGUUUGUUUUAGUGAUUUCUUAGAUGAAAGGAGAUAAUGGGAUUUCUACUUGACGUUACUUGAAAGGCGGGAUUACUCAGUUGAUCUCCCAUGGUGAUUUGACAAUUCAUUGUUUCUAAUUGCUCGGAGAUUACAUUAUUUGAAUUGUGCAGGUUUUAAUUGUGUGGUUGCCUUUUAAUAGACUGGUAAAUCCUAGUGGCUCAAAAAAAUACAGGUGUUCUAUAUAUAAAACAUCCACUUUUAUGUUGCCUGGGAACUGAACUGUGGACUUAGCUAUUAAUCAUGAUGUUAAUAAUAAAAAUUGAAUU
This is a messenger RNA of Mesoplodon densirostris (Blainville's beaked whale), 1142 nucleotides long. It is a transcript of the gene CRADD, whose product is annotated as CASP2 and RIPK1 domain containing adaptor with death domain. Bases 141 to 740 code for a protein of 199 amino acids. The transcript is spliced from 3 exons. Lineage: Eukaryota; Metazoa; Chordata; Mammalia; Artiodactyla; Ziphiidae. The record is from RefSeq and is a predicted model, not a curated record. Gene Ontology annotation, biological process: signal transduction; regulation of apoptotic process. Gene Ontology annotation, molecular function: death domain binding; protease binding.